Glossina fuscipes is the source of this 2640-nucleotide messenger RNA. RefSeq names its product syntaxin-18 (gene Syx18). Gene Ontology annotation, cellular component: membrane; endoplasmic reticulum; SNARE complex. Bases 105 to 1268 code for a protein of 387 amino acids. The transcript has 2 exons. The record is from RefSeq and is a predicted model, not a curated record. Gene Ontology annotation, molecular function: SNAP receptor activity. Gene Ontology annotation, biological process: intracellular protein transport; retrograde vesicle-mediated transport, Golgi to endoplasmic reticulum. NCBI's taxonomy places the organism in Eukaryota, Metazoa, Arthropoda, Insecta, Diptera, Glossinidae.
AUGAUGUGUCAAAUUCCCUGUUUUGUAUCUAGUAGCUAUUUUAUAAAAAUUAAUGAAAGAAAUUCCUAGAUCAGACAAUUUAAAUAAUCGUAACUUCCUCUGAAAUGGAUUUGACUCAUCUUUUCAAAGCUAGUGUUAUGACAGUCAAAUUACAGCGUAAAGGUCAAUUGAACUCAGCUCAGCGUAUUCUUAACAAAUCGUUGGCGUUUAAUGGAAGACGUGAAAGACGUGAUGAAUUCUCCCAACAAGUGAAAGAUAUUUGCCAUAAAAUCACUAAUUUGCGUAAUGUUCUUGUUGAGAGUCGUUCAGCCUAUAUGCGUAUUGGCCAGCAUUUGAAAAGCGCUGCUCAUAUGACCGAUGAACAACGAGAUCUUAUCGACCGUGAAUCGGAGAAAUUCUUCACCUAUUAUACACAAUAUUUAGGGCAAUUGCGAACGGAUUGGAAGAAAGUGAAAAGAAAACCGCAACAACGUGAACACAUGGAAGCUGUUAUGGAUUUAUUGUGUUCCUAUUUAAAAUGCGUGCAGCAAAUUUACCAGGAACAGAAAAAAUACCGAGCACAGUACGAAUUAGAAACUUAUCGUCUCUUGAAAUUAGCAGCUGAUAAGAAAAAGAUACCCGUACGGCCAGCUGGUGAGCUUAGAUCAAGGAAAACAAGUAUUGCCAGCAGUGCGGCCUCAUCCACAACGCAAAGCUUGCUUUAUUCACAAGAAGAAUACGGCCCUUCUGAAAAAUCUUUCGAUGACGAUUCGACUGAAGGUUGGGACUUGGAUGAAGACGAUAUAACUGCACCAGAACAUAGUGACAAGAACAAGGAAUUUUGCAUUAACCGACCUUUAUCUGCGACUUCAUUAAAUGACAGCAAAGCAAAAGUAGCUUUAAAUGAAGAUAUACAACAAACUCAAGAGCAGCAGCUGGCAGAUGAAACGGAAAAAGACUUGAAAUCUGAUGAUAUACAAAUGUUCGAAGAGGAAAAUAUGCAACUGUAUCAAGAAUUACAAGGUCUAGCCGAAGAAGUAGAAGCCAUUGAAAAGAAUGUGGUGGAUAUUGCUAAUCUGCAGGAUAUAUUCACUGAAAAGGUUACGCUGCAGCAGCAUAAUAUCGAGCGUAUAGUUAACGCUGUCAUCGGUUCUACGGAAAAUGUUAAAGAUGCCAACGAGCAAAUCAAGCAAGCAAUACAACGUAAUGCCGGUUUACGUGUAUGGUCAUUAUUUUUCCUUCUAGUAAUGUCAUUCGCUUUACUCUUCCUCGACUGGUACUACGAUUAGUUAGGCUUUAUAAAUAAAUUAUCAAGCUAGGGUCUUGUUUAGUUAGUAUAAUUAAUUAUAUUAUUUCAUUUAUUUCUUAUUUUGUACUAUUCAUGUAUUAUAGUUGGACCGUUUUGUUAUUAGCUUUAAGUAAUAGUUACAUUUCCUUUUAGAAUUUAAGUAUGUUUUAAAACGGAAAUAUAUUGCAAUAAAAACAGUCUUAAAGAGGAAAAGGUACUAAAGGCUGCAUAAACACAAUCAAUAGAAUAGCUCAAGCUUCAGAGAUCGCUUAAUUAAUUAAAAUGAAAGUAACCUUCGCAUUCAUUAGUAAUUUUGAAUACACUUAUGUCCAUUUGAAUUACGUCAAUACUCCAGGAAGAUUGCUUGUAAUUAUUGAUGUGGAGUAAGUUUUCCUCCCACAAAUUUCAAAUGACUAGAAAAGUGAAUAAUUUUGAUUGCAAGGUAAUAGACUGUUUUCAACCUUGAAUUAGAAUUUUAGACGUGCUCUUUCACCGGUUCGUGGACGGAUGGACAGACGAACAGACGGACUUGCUUAGGUGCAUUCAGAUUUCGAAAACGACCAAUUGUUAAGAUACUUUAUCAUACUUUAUGAUUUAUAUACUUUGAAGUUUGCUUCUGCCCAUUAUAAAGCCAUUGAAAAUAAAAUUAAGUUUUCAUACACUAUAAUGUUCGAUAGGCGUGCUCAAUUUUUCUAAUUUUUGUACAGCAUUACCCGCAGAGAAUAUGUUCAAAUUUUUGCGGACUUAUCUAUUGCAGUUUAUGAGUAAUGAGAAAAAAAGUCAAAUGUUUAAUCCUUUUGAAAAACGGAGAUGUCCUCACUUGACGUGGUACUGUAAGUGCAUCCCCCGACCGACUUGGAGGAUUUUCUACACUAACCUGCGUACGAAUACUUUCAAUGCUUCUGCCAAGUUUGAAGACGACAGCUGCAUUCUUGCCGUCGAAAGAAUGUUUGCAACAGAGCGGACAGAUGGACAUGCUUAAAUCGGUUUACAAGUUUAUGUUGAUCACGAAUAUUAUAGCUUUUCGGCGUCGUAAGUGUUUUGCUAAAAUGAAUGUAUCCGCCCUCCUUCGUCGAUGAGUAUAAGAAAAUGGGCAAAUUCAAUGCACGUUCUAUAGUGAAUAGACUAAAUCACUCUCCUUAAAUUGGAAUUUUCUAACUCCUUUAGGAAAAUUGAACCUUUAAAUCUGCUUUGAUAACAUCAGUACAUCUCCUUAAGUAGCUAGUCAGUGUUAAGCUAAUCUAAUCUAAGAUUAAAACAAGUAAAAAGACUAUAGUGGGUCACGACCCACAAUAAAAUAACCUAUCUCAUCCUACAAUUCUUCAUGGAAUUAUCUUUCAAAGUAAGGCGUUACAUAGAAAGUGGUCCGAUUA